Cololabis saira (Pacific saury) is the source of this 1895-nucleotide messenger RNA. RefSeq lists its product as uncharacterized. Lineage: Eukaryota; Metazoa; Chordata; Actinopteri; Beloniformes; Belonidae. Bases 100 to 1527 code for a protein of 475 amino acids. The transcript is spliced from 5 exons. The record is from RefSeq and is a predicted model, not a curated record.
GUUCCACCCGGACCAGGAGCAGCGUGACUCUCGGCGGCGGCGUGUGUUGAUGGAUCCGGGCGGGUGUUGUCGUCUCUGACGGGGCUGUGCGGGGCCGGGAUGAGCUCUGCGGGGACGGGCUCCGCGGGGAUGCUCUGCCGGCUGGCCGCCGUCAUGGAGUCGCUGGUCCACGCCGCGGUGGCGGAGCUGCAGACGCUGCUGGAGGGAGAAGAGCCGAUGGUGAUGUUUGCGUCCGUCAUGGAGGUACUGGGGAACGAGGCUCUGGGGAAGAUCCUGAACAUCGUGGAGGAAACCCGGCUGGUGGUGGAGCUGCAGUCGGGGCGGAGCGGCAAGAAGCUGCAGAUCAGGGUCCUCAAUAUCCUCCGCAACUCUGACGUGGGGCUGGAACACUCGUACGGAGUCAGAGAGCAGAGCUGUGACGCGGACCAGCUGUCCCAGGCCAGACCGGAGGAAGACGACAGGCCCGAGACUCCGUUCGUGCCGGCUGUCACCGUCAAAGACGUGAACGGAAACAUCGACCUGGGAGCCAUCGCAGAGAGAGCUCGUGUGGACGCCGAUCCGCCGCCUCCACCGGGGGGGUCUGGCCCGCCGCAGGAAGACCCCCAGAAGUUGUUGGCGUGUUCCGUUUGCGAGAAGUCCUUCUCGUCUCCGGGCAACCUGAAGGCGCACCAACUGAUCCACACGGACGAGAAGCCGUUCCCCUGCAGCGUCUGUGGCCGGGCCUUCCGCCAGCGCCAGAGCAUGCAGAACCACAUGCGCACGCACACCGGCGAGCGCCCGUUCGAGUGCACGCAGUGUGGGAAGCGCUUCUCCAAACCGGGGCAGCUCAAGACCCACUCGGUCAUCCACACCGGCGAGAAGCCGUUCGUCUGCGAAGUGUGCGGCCGGCGCUUCAACCUGCUGCAGAACCUGCACCGCCACACCGUCAUCCACACCGGUGAGAAGAUCUACGUCUGCAACGUCUGCGGCAAAGGCUUCACGCGCGCCGUGGCGCUCAAGACGCACCAGCUCAUCCACAGCGGCCAGAAGCCCUUCACGUGCGAGCAGUGCCACAAGACGUUCCGGCACGCCGGCAACCUCCGCAACCACGUGAGGAUCCACAGCGGCGUGCGGCCCUUCCGGUGCGAGCUCUGCGGGAAGACCUUCCGGCAGUCGGUGAACCUGAAGAUCCACCGGCGGAUCCACACCGGCGAGCGGCCGUUCAAGUGCCGCGAGUGCGGCAAGAUGUUCAGCCAGCAGAGCAGCCUGAUCUCGCACCGGCGCGUCCACUCGGAGGAGAAGCCCUUCCAGUGCCACUUAUGCGACAAGAAGUUCAACAACGCCAACAGCCUGAAGCUGCACAUCCGCGUCCACACCGGCGAGAAGCCGUACACCUGCGACAUCUGCGGCCGGGCCUUCAGCCAGGCCAGCCACCUGCGGACGCACCAGAGACACGUACACGGCGGCGGCAAGCAGUUCAUCUGCGACAAGUGUGGGAAGAGGUACGCGGACCAGCGGAACCUGACCCUGCACAAGUGCUGCUACUAGUGACGCCGCGCCGAGGACGUGCCAGUUUUCAUCGAUGUCUGCAGCUGCGAUACUUGAAUGUUUUGUUCCAAAAGAAUAAUAUUUUUUCAGGUUUACACGAACGCGUUGAUGACGUGGACCUGCCUGACCAAUCAGAGCUCACGCGUUCAGGGGUCGCCACCCGCCACGAACACUUCAAACAGUAUACCACCUGUCGCCAUGGAGAUGGCUCCAACCCUACCUGUGACGGCAUUCUGUUGCUGCGCUCUCAUUGGUCGAGGCAUUGAAUUUAAGUAUUGAUGACAAUGAACCUUCUUCAGAAGGUGUUUUUUAUACAUUUUUAUGUUGGAAAAAAUGAGAAUAAAAUGUGUUCAAAAUUCAAAAAAGAA